AUGAGAGGGGAACGUAUCAAACUUCACGAGAAUGUACCUGAUCACGGACUGUUGAAAAAAUGGUUCACUAUGAAAGUUGAUUUACUGGUCCAGGACUAUCUGAUGACCGAAAGAGGAAAUGAUAAAGAAGUCUUGGUUCUUUUUACCAAACAUUCCCAUCAUUGCAUCAUAACUGUCACGUACUAUUUCCAAAACAAGAGCGAGUGUUUCAUCGGGGUAUCCAAACACCGAGAAACAAAUGAAAUGGCCGUGUGCUUUUAUUGUUUCGAGGUAUUUGGAUAUCCCCGAUGAAACACGAAGCACGAGUUUUGGAAAUACCUUCUCAUGAUCACUCUUAAAGAAAUAAUAAACAACGACUUCCAAUUAGAAUUGUUUGCUGUCUAACAUUCCUUCAUCGAUAAUUUAAAUAUCAAUGAUGUUUUCUACUGGCGCAAUUAAUUUGUAUUUAUGGUGUGAUUAAAUUUAUUCUGAAAAGUUGCUGGAGCUGCCAGUAUUUAAAAGUUGUCGUUCAGUAAGGAUGUAUACCGUAACAAAGUCGUUCGAGAGAUUUCAGCAGCCGAAAAGUGUGGAGGAUGAGGAAAAAAGUGUUUAUAAUGCAGUACCAAAAGCAACAGCUUAUAAAACCAAAUGGUUGUUUGAGGUUUUCGAGAAAUGGAAACAGAAUCGAUUAGUGAAGUCCUGUACUUUAGAACCCGGCGGCCUUUUUACCACAAGGAAUAAGGAGUACAAACUUUGGACACGGCCAUUAUAG
This is a messenger RNA of Pocillopora meandrina, 751 nucleotides long. The record is from the annotation of a GenBank genome assembly. NCBI's taxonomy places the organism in Eukaryota, Metazoa, Cnidaria, Anthozoa, Scleractinia, Pocilloporidae.